Messenger RNA from Haemorhous mexicanus (house finch), 2967 nucleotides. It is a transcript of the gene TFAP2C, whose product is annotated as transcription factor AP-2 gamma. Gene Ontology annotation, biological process: regulation of cell population proliferation; anatomical structure development; regulation of transcription by RNA polymerase II. The transcript is spliced from 7 exons. The record is from RefSeq and is a predicted model, not a curated record. Gene Ontology annotation, cellular component: nucleus. The coding region runs from base 202 to 1548 and encodes 448 amino acids. Lineage: Eukaryota; Metazoa; Chordata; Aves; Passeriformes; Fringillidae. Gene Ontology annotation, molecular function: RNA polymerase II transcription regulatory region sequence-specific DNA binding; DNA-binding transcription factor activity, RNA polymerase II-specific.
AAGGGCGUCUGGGCAGGGAAAAAAACCCCGAGUGACCACAAGCGCGGAGGGUUAGUCCGUCAGCUGCCUUCAUGCCUGCCAACUGAGCUCCGUCCGGGGGGCCGCUGCUCUUCCCCAGCGCCGGCGUGGAUUUACCGCCCGUGGCGGGGGCCGAGCUGUUCUGUUCGCGGCACCGCGCACCUGGUCCGGACGCUGGACGCCAUGUUGUGGAAACUAGCAGAUAAUGUCAAGUACGAAGAGGACUGCGAGGACCGGCACGAUGGCAGCAGCAACGGGAACCCGCGGCUGCCGCACCUCUCCGCCGUCAGCCAGCACCUGUACAGCCCGGCCCCGCCGCUCUCGCACUCGGGCGCCUCCGACUUCCAGCCCCCCUACUUCCCCCCCCCGUACCAGCCGCUGCCUUACUCCCAGUCCAGCGACCCCUACUCGCACCUCGGGGACCCCUUCUCCAUCAACCCGCUGCACCAGCCGCCGCCGCCGCCGCCCAGCCAGCAGCAGAGCGCUUGGCCGAACCGGCAGAGCCAGGAGCCGGCGGGGCUGGCCCCGCACGGCCGCCCCGGGCUGGUGCCGCACCUCUCGGCGCUGGAGAGCGGCUCUGCCGGCAGCCGCCGGGAGACUUUCCGGCGCUCCGAGCUGCUGCUGCCCCACGGGCACGGGCUGGACGCCUCGGCGCUGGCCGAUAACCUGGGCCUGCACGACAUGGCGCACCAGAUGGAGGAGGUGCAGAAUGUGGAAGAUCAACACUUACUAAUGCAUGACCAGACAGUCAUUAGAAAAGGUCCCAUCUCCCUAACGAAGAACAGCGCUCUGAGCCUGCCCUGCCAGAAGGAUGGGUUAAUCGGGGUGGUGAUCAACCCCAACGAGGUGUUCUGCUCCGUGCCGGGGAGGCUGUCCCUGCUCAGCUCCACGUCCAAGUACAAAGUGACAGUGGCAGAGGUGCAGAGGCGGCUCUCGCCCCCGGAGUGUCUCAAUGCCUCCCUGCUAGGAGGAGUCCUGCGAAGAGCCAAAUCUAAAAAUGGUGGCAGAUCAUUAAGGGAAAAACUGGAUAAAAUUGGCUUGAAUCUUCCUGCUGGCAGAAGGAAAGCUGCAAAUGUGACACUAUUGACAUCUUUGGUGGAAGGUGAAGCUGUGCAUCUUGCUCGUGACUUUGGCUACGUGUGUGAGACAGAAUUUCCUUCCAAAGCAGUGGCUGAAUAUUUAACCAGACCACACAUGGGCCGCAACGAGAUGGCAAACAGGAAGAACAUGCUGCUUGCUGCAAAGCAGAUCUGUAAGGAAUUCACAGACCUCCUGACUCAGGACAGAACUCCCCUUGGAAACACGAGGCCCAGCCCCAUCUUGGACCCUGGCAUCCAGGGCUGUUUGACUCAUUUCAGCCUGAUCACACAUGGCUUUGGGAGCGCUGCCAUCUGUGCUGCCAUGACAUCCGUGCAGAACUACCUAAACGAGGCGUUAAAAAUAGCAGACAAAUCCUACAUGAACGCUGGCGACCAGAGCCCCGCAGAGACCAACAAAACCAUUGACAAAAUGGACAAGCACAGGAAGUGAAAGGAAAACCAGACUUUGCCCUUCCUCCUACACAGACUCUGAUCUUCUUGCCAGGGGGAACGUAGAGAUUUGGGUGGUUUUCUUUUUUUCUUUUUUUUUUUUUUUUUUUUUUAAGAAACGAGGGGAAAAAGGGGAGAAAAAUAAAAUCAUUCAGGAUCUUCACUCCUGCUGGAUCCGUGAGACAAGUGAUGCUAAAAGCUGCAGUGUCCCUGUGGUGUGGAGCAGUUACCUGCAGAUAAGUACUCGGGACACGUGUGCUGAGUCCUGGGCUGUUACAGUGGUGCUAUAAGGGGGGGGUUGAUGGAAUUAUCCAGAGAUUUAUUUAGAUUCCUUUUCCACAUCUCAGUAUCUGUGGGUGACCAGCUUCAUGUGCAGUUUUUAAGAGACAGAUUUUAGAUGGAAGCCUGUUGUGCUCUCUGAUACAAUUUCAGGGGUUCAUUCUCUCGAAAUGCAACAGUAACAACAAAUCAGUAUUAAGCAAUGGUAUAGAGAUUUAUGUACAUUAAAAUUUUUUUAUAAACACCUGAAAAUAGUAAGGUUAUUCUGUGGGGUUGUUUUUUUAAAUCUGUUUUGUUUCUUUCCUUUUUUUUUUUUUUUUGUUCUCUUUUACUUUUUUUUCUUUAUUUUCAGAUUAACAUAGAGUACUAAAAUCCUACUAGACUUCAGAUGGCAUUUGACAUGCUAAUUUUUUACAGAAAUAUUCAGGCUUUUAAAAACUGCAGCAAUGUUGGCUGCAGUUUAUAUUAUCUUGGUAUUUUUUUAACAAGGAUCAGUUCAAAAUGAAAAUACUUUUAGAAAAUUCACUUUCUGUGUCUAAGGAUAUUGCAGCUUUAUUCACAUAUUUAUAUUGUCUUGUUUUUAAAUUUGGGGGGGAAAACUUGAAAGAAUAGGCACAUAACUUUUUUUUUAAAAACUUUUUUUUUUGCCUACUAAGGCCAAAAAAUACUUCCAGGGAGGCUUUAUGUGUAUUAAGGGAAGCAAGUGUGUUGAAUGUAAAUAUUUAUUUAUGUGUAAUUUAAUCGGAUUUGUAAAUAAUGGUGAACUUUUUAAUACUUUUUUUUAUAAAUGGGUUUCAAAUUUUAAUUUUGGUAAGUAUUUCAAAGGUAAUGGGUAAGCUAAACAUAUCUUUAGGUUUAUGCACAGGUAUGUUAUACAGGGUAUUUAAGACUUUUUUUUUUUUUUUUAAUCUCGAUUCUUGCCACUGAAGAUUAGAUUUAAUCUGAGGUGUUGGUUCACAAAGCAAUAAUUUUGUGCAUCAUUCACCUGGUAACUGAGUAGACAUGCAAAAAAAAACCGAGUGUGUGAGUUAGUGUGUAUGUGAGUGAUGGAGGUUCUGAGCUAUCUUCACAUAUUUGUAAAUGUUCCCACUAUAAUUCUGAUGUAUAUGAUAACCAUAUAAUAAAAGUAUUCUGGCUAGAA